AUGAAGAUCCUCUGCCUUCACGGUAGAGGCUCCAACAACGAAAUCUUUCGUGCGCAGACGGCAGCCUUCCGUGCAGAUCUCGACGACUUUGAGUGGACGUUUGUGCAAGGCACGGUUCGACAUACCGAAGGCAACUGGUCGCUGUACACGGCGCAAUUCUCACAUCUCCCACUUUACACAUACUACAACCCUUUUGAUCCUGCUUCCAUCUUGCAGACUCAUGACGACCUUGCGCGGAUCAUAGCCGAGGAGGGCCCCUUCGAUGGGAUUCUGGGCUACUCAGGCGGUGCUGCGUUGGCGGCAGAGAUCUUGGCUCAGGCAACCCAUGAUGACCCCUUUGCCAUGGAACGACCGUUUCGAUUCGCCGUCUUCAUCAACGGAGCAUCUCCCCUGCGCUGUUUUGCCAUGAAGGACGCCCAAGUCAUCGAGGACGUCGUCGUAGAUGCCGCACCCAUGACGGAGCAGGCAGAGGCCAUGUUUCUUCGUCCGAGUGCGCUGCGGAAGAAGGACGGAGUCAGCGAUCAGGACCAGGUCGACCAUGCAAAACUACUAUCGUUGCUCAAGAAACUCGAGGGCAAGAAGUUGGUCGAUGGGACAACGUUUCUAACCGACGGCACGCAUGGCCUUUGUAGAUGGGAACCUCCCGCAGACGGUUCGCCGCUGAUUGACCUGCCCACGCUGCACAUCCGGGGCACCGAGAGCGACGAGAGCGAUCCCCACCAGGGUCUCCAUUUGCUACGACUCUGUGAUCCCGACCAAGCACGCGAGUUCCAUCAUGGCAGUGGGCAUGAUUUUCCCAGAGGUCGUAAGGAAAUGAAGACCAUUGCGAGAAUGAUUCGAGAGGUCGCUGAAGCUACAACAAGUUUAUAA
Molecule: messenger RNA, 870 nt
Organism: Trichoderma aggressivum f. europaeum
Lineage: Eukaryota; Fungi; Ascomycota; Sordariomycetes; Hypocreales; Hypocreaceae
Exons: 1
Coding region: 1-870 (289 amino acids)
Biological process (GO): secondary metabolic process
Cellular component (GO): cytoplasm; nucleus
Molecular function (GO): hydrolase activity
Source: RefSeq, a predicted model, not a curated record